AUGCAUCGUGGAAAGACCUUUACACUCUUCUGCCUUAGCCCCGGGGCUCUUUCAUACGUGAUUACAGCCUAUCGGAACGACGACUGCCCUGGCCAGUCUAAGAGAGCCAAUGUGCGGGACAACACAUGCAGAGAUACCAACAUAUUUGGAGGUGAAAAGUACGGAGGUAGUCACCAGAAAGCCACCCUUUUAAAAAACAACGGAUGCGGUACCGCUGUGAGCACAAGGUAUGCUUGGUGGGCGGAUGGGGGAGACGGUUCCUUUAAGAAGGGCGCGUUCCUGAAAUUCGAUCGCGACAUUCAUGCCUACGGCUUCGUUUCAUCUUAG
This is a messenger RNA of Penicillium hordei, 327 nucleotides long. RefSeq lists its product as uncharacterized. Lineage: Eukaryota; Fungi; Ascomycota; Eurotiomycetes; Eurotiales; Aspergillaceae. The transcript has a single exon. The record is from RefSeq and is a predicted model, not a curated record. The coding region runs from base 1 to 327 and encodes 108 amino acids.